Molecule: messenger RNA, 321 nt
Organism: Cooperia oncophora
Lineage: Eukaryota; Metazoa; Nematoda; Chromadorea; Rhabditida; Trichostrongylidae
Source: the annotation of a GenBank genome assembly
AUGAGCAGGACCAUCGAUGGUCUUCGGGAUGAGAAGACAGGCUUGCUUAGAAAGUGUUUCCAACUUGAACGUGAACUAACGCAAAUCAAAAUGGAAAUGGAGAAGGCACGAGAAUGUGACGAAUGUCGGCAACGUCAUUCUGGUCCGUUGUCCAGGCGAACACAAGAAUCCUCUGAUACAUUGUUGCGUGGCGAAGUUGCCAGUUUACGCGACGAAGUCGCAACGCUCAAAGAAGCUCUCACAGCUCAAAUGCAGGUGUUCACCGACGAAAGAAAAAAAUGGGAUCAUGAGGUGAGAGCUAUUCCUGGUAUACUUGUCUGA